Messenger RNA from Acaulospora colombiana, 1467 nucleotides. The record is from the annotation of a GenBank genome assembly. Lineage: Eukaryota; Fungi; Glomeromycota; Glomeromycetes; Diversisporales; Acaulosporaceae.
AUGUCGACAAAACCAGGAAGGCAACACUCAAAGGGCCUUCGAAAUAAUCCCAGAAAAACGGGCAAACGACAGGAAAGAAGCGAAUUACCUACCUCUGGAAGCACCACGAAGCGAAGAAAGAAGGAUUCUCACAAGGAGGAUGCAAGUUACAAGGGAUCAUCUGACAGUGACGAAUCCGAUAUAUCGAAAGAAGCGAAAGCUUUUUUAAAGGAAUUCAAAAAUACCAACGAUCAACUAGCUGAAAUUGACGGCGGAAAUUUCCGAUUUAGACCGGCUAUAUUCAAUAUUUUCUUGGAUCACUUGAUGGCUGGUAAAUAUGAAGCACUCACUGGUAUUCGGAAAGACAUCGAUACCAUCAUCAAAUGGAAAUUAGAGCAGAUCGGAAACAUAUCUAAGCAAGAAGACGCACUAAACGUCAUAACGCUCCUGGAAGAUUUCAAGGAAAAGUGGAACGGCUUCAUGGAACGUAUCUAUAGACCAAUGGCACCUUCCGUUUUUGCCAAAUCAGCUGGAUGGGUAAUUGCACAAAAAGGUCCUGCUGCCAUUGACUGUAUGCGACCACCUGAUUGUUCUGGAUUACCUAUUUCACUUCUGCAUCCCGCAUUCGCCAAAUUUAUCUCCAUUACUCAUCAGCCAUUGCCCACAAACGGAGGUUGCUUGGAAGUUGCAUUACUUGCCGACGAGUUUCCUAACUUCAUCGAAACAAAAUUUGGGUCUGCAUCUCUACGUGGUGCAAUCUUAGGCAAAAAUGGCGCAGCGAAGGCUUUACUGGAAAUAAAAAACGAACCUGGCGCGAUGGGUGACGUUUAUAUGCAAGGGUCGGCCUAUCGCCUCAACGCUAGCCUAUCCGCUGAAAAUAUCCGUAGGCCAUUACCAGAAACCACUGUAAGGUGCCCAAGGGUUUACAAUAGUUUCCAAACGUUUGAAGGUCAAUCUCGUUCAUUCAAAUUCAUAUCUCCUUACAAGCCAAAGAAUGCUCGACACGACCUCCUUUUCAAAGCCACCGUUGAAGAUUCGGCAGAGUGCGUGCUGGUUAAAGUCGUUCCGGGUCCGUACGGAGAAAGAGCGCAUCGGAUCGCGGCCGAACAAGGACUUGCGCCACAGCUGUACGGUGUGGCCAAAUUAGGCGGCGCACCGCCUGCGUUUGUCAUGGAAUUUCUUUCUGAGAAGGAAGGUUGGGUAGCAUUUCAAGAAGCCAAACUCUACCUCAAGAAUGAACAACAGUGGGUGGCGCUCCACGCAGAAGCCGAAAGGUUCCUCCAAUGUAUGAGGGAUAAUCAAUUGGGAGUCGAGCUUCGGGUCCUUGACUGGGAUUGGUCAGGAAGGUACUCGGAUGCAAGAUAUCCAUUGGAUAUUAACCCGCAAGCUGGGCUCCCAGGAGAGGCUGGAGAGUUGAUCCUACCGCAACAUGACUCCAGCAACUUUUCUCAGUGUCUCGAGACCGCAAAGCAAUGGCCGUUCAGAUAG